GGAGUGCCAAGAACCAUGUUUGCAUUGUUUGCACCCGACUGCCCCAAGUUCAGAUGCCACCACACUGUGUGCCACCUCUGCAACAACGAACGCGAUGCCCCCCUCGCGAGCCUACUUCCCGUCCAGAGCGCUUCUAAGGGCUCUCUCACGACCGCUUCUAAUAAGAUGUCCUUUCACGCGCCCCAUGACAGCGCAAUUCAUCCGCGAGAAACGCACGAAAGCCGCGACAGCUAGAAAGGCCGAAUCAGGUUCCAAUUCCACUAUCACACUCCUCCCAAAGGCCCCCUCGAUGGAAGAGGUCAAGCGCGCAACAUGGAAGAUUGAAUCGGACAUGGAGGACAUGGAUCCAAGAAUGCGCCCGCUCUCCGACAAAGAACUCGAGUCGGACGACCUACCCAUCAUCAACUGGUACGAGCAAGAUCUAGACAAGGGCACCCCACAACGACUUGUUGAGCGUCUAGCUACGCCAGAAGACCGAAAAAAGGACAAGGAGAUGUUUAUGAUGAUUGAAGAGUCCCAAAAGGGCCCCCAGUACGAUGAUGCGCAAUUGAAUCGGCGACUUAUCGAUAGCUUGAUAUCAAAUCCGAACUUUGCAGACUUGACGCAAGAAUUGAGAGAUAUCAAGGAAGGAAUCAGAACAAAGGAAGAGCUGAAGGCACUAGACGACCAGGCAGCCAAGGACGCAGAGCCAGAGAUCAAGCAGUUCAAUGCGAGCUUGAGGAUGGCGACACAUCAGGCCCUCCAAGAUCUGAUUGACGAUCCUGAUAUUGGGGACGCGCGGGAGGAGCUACAACAUGUGCAGGCCAAGAUGCCAGAAAUGGAUGACAUCGACAACCCCGACUUCCAAGCCAUGCUAGAGAAGGCAAUGGCCAAACUAGACGGCAAUAAGGCAUUUCAGAAGAAGAUGGCGGCCGUGGCAGAUGCAUCCACGGACGCCGAUUUCGAGGAAGAGUGGGAAUCGUUUGAAAAGGAUGUCGAAGAAGCGAUCGACGAGAAUGGAAGCGACGACGCUGAUCUCGACUUGGAGACGCCUAGCGAUUUGCAAGAUGUAGACGAACUGUUACACCAGAUGCGCGACGUUCUCAAGUCCAUAGGCGGUGAUAGCGACCUAGAGGCCGAAUUGGAUGCCGUACUCAGCGAAGAUCCCGAGGCUCAGCAAGAAGGCGACAUUGAGCGCGAAAUGGACCCUGAAGAACUUGCCGAGGAGCUGAAGAAGUUGGCACAGUCCAAAGCACCACACACCCCGGAAAGCGAGGUAGAGGAAGAGAAUAUCCCCGUCGAGCUCCAAGCCAAGGUCGACCAGAUCAUGGAAGACCCCAAACUCAUGGAGAAGCUUAUGUAUAUUCAAAAGCUCAUCGGUGAGUCUGAGCAACAAAAGGCAGACCUCACAACCAUCGCCCAUGAAACCGCGCCCGACCCCUACGAACUAGAAGAGAUCCGCACCGCCACGCUCAAAGAGCGCAUGCACGCGGCGCGCCAAACACCAGAGCACAUUGCCGCCCUCCAGCGCCUCCACGUGAACUUGCUUCCCCCAUUCAAUAUCUCCCCCGCCCUCAAGUCAUUCAAUCAGGCUAUCGAGCUCGCGUACAUCGGUGCCAACGACGACAUACGACGCAUCUUAUGGCGCACAUAUCAAAAAGCGCGUUCGCUACCGACUUUCCUACAGAAUAUGAGUGACGAGGCAUGGGAUAUACUGUACUACUCGCAGGCAGUGACGUGGGGCAGCAACCAGAAUCGCCAGGAUCAUCUCAGGAUAAUUUUGGCAGACUUGAAGAGGUUGGGAAGGGAGGGGCCUCCUACGCAUCCUAGUGCACUUGUCAAGCCAGGGGGUGGAGAGCACUUGGAUGUUUGAUGAGGCUACUGUAUAAAACACUAUAUACAUGAUUUAGCACGUUAGAACUGUACAAUAUAACUUGAUACCCCUU
This is a messenger RNA of Cucurbitaria berberidis CBS 394.84, 1925 nucleotides long. RefSeq lists its product as uncharacterized. The coding region runs from base 95 to 1852 and encodes 585 amino acids. Lineage: Eukaryota; Fungi; Ascomycota; Dothideomycetes; Pleosporales; Cucurbitariaceae. The transcript has a single exon. The record is from RefSeq and is a predicted model, not a curated record.